GUGGAAAGUUUUGGAAAUUAAAGGUGACAGUGAAAAGUAAUAAAAAGACAAAACUUUUGUUCCUUUAAAAUUAAGUGUUUUAAUUUUUCAACAAUUAUUGAAACAAUCACACGCUGGUUUUAUUCCUCCUCCUGCUGCGUACGGACAAACACCAUUUACAAGAUUACAAAGUUUGUGUGUUUAAUAAGUGACUUCAGGGGGGCGUGGUGUUUCCUCCCUACCUGUUUUUCAGAGCGCUUCAUUCACUCUCAGCUUCUGUUGGAGGAACACGACGCCGCAGACAUGAGCGGACGAGUCGGAGAUUUGAGCCCGAAGCAGGAGGAGACGUUGAACGAGUUUCGAGGGAGAAUCCAGGACAUCCUCCCCAACCUGCCCGCACAGCAUGACCACUACCUCCUGCGCUGGCUCCGAGCUCGAAGCUUCAACGUCCAGAAAUCUGAAGUCAUGAUCAGGAAGCACGUUGAUUUCAGGAGGAAAAUGAAUGUAGAGAACAUCAUAUCAGACUGGAAACCUCCGGAGGUGAUUGAGAACUACGUCUCUGGAGGGAUGUGUGGAUACGACAGGGAGGGCAGUCCGAUCUGGUACGAUGUGAUUGGUCCUCUGGAUCCUAAAGGUCUGCUGCUGUCGGCCACCAAACAGGACUUCCUGAAGACCAAGAUCCGACACACGGAGCUGCUGCAGAGGGAGUGUCGGACGCAGUCGGAGAAGCUGGAGAAGAACAUCGAGUCCAUCACUCUGAUCUACGACUGUGAAGGUCUGGGACUCAAACACAUCUGGAAACCUGCGAUCGAGGCGUACGGAGAGAUCCUCACCAUGUUUGAAGAGAACUAUCCGGAGGGCCUGAAGAGAGUCUUCCUCAUCAAAGCUCCCAGAAUGUUCCCGAUGGCGUACAACCUCAUCAAGCACUUCCUGUGCGAGGAGACGCGGCGCAAGAUCGUCGUGUUAGGAGGUAACUGGCAAGACAUUUUACGGAAACAUAUCGACCCUGAUCAGCUUCCUGUGGUUUACGGAGGAACGCUAACGGACCCUGAUGGAGACCCUCACUGCAAAACCAUGAUAAAGUACGGCGGCACAGUUCCAAGGUCGUACUACGUUCAGGACUCUGUGAAGGUUCAGUACGACAACAGCGUGACCAUCAGUCGGGGAUCCACGUUCCAGCUGGAGUACGACGUUAAAGCUGCCACCAGUGUUCUCAGGUGGCAGUUUGCCAGCGACGGUGCAGACAUCGGGUUCGGCGUCUUCAGACGGACUAAAGAGGGCGCCGGGCAGAAGGUCGCCGAGAUGCAGCAGGUCCUCCCGAGCGAGCGCUACAACGCUCACCUGGUCCCCGAAGACAACGGUCUCACCUGUCAGGAUGCUGGAGUCUAUGUCCUGUGUUUUGAUAACAGCUACAGCAUCCUGCAUUCAAAGAGGGUGAGCUACAAGGUCGAGGUCAUUCCUCCUCCGGACGGACAGACGGACGCCGUGAACAAGACCGGGGACAGACGGCUGCAGUGAAGGAGUCCUCUGAGACCUCCUACAUCUCUCUCUUCGAACACAAUAACACCCUGUCACAUCUCUCUCUCUCUCUCCUCUCUCUCUCUCUCU
Messenger RNA from Notolabrus celidotus (New Zealand spotty), 1587 nucleotides. RefSeq names its product SEC14-like lipid binding 7 (gene sec14l7). The transcript has 13 exons. Gene Ontology annotation, cellular component: cytoplasm. NCBI's taxonomy places the organism in Eukaryota, Metazoa, Chordata, Actinopteri, Labriformes, Labridae. The coding region runs from base 283 to 1497 and encodes 404 amino acids. The record is from RefSeq and is a predicted model, not a curated record.